This is a messenger RNA of Abrus precatorius (Indian licorice), 390 nucleotides long. RefSeq names its product ethylene-responsive transcription factor ERF098-like. Gene Ontology annotation, biological process: regulation of DNA-templated transcription; ethylene-activated signaling pathway. The record is from RefSeq and is a predicted model, not a curated record. Lineage: Eukaryota; Viridiplantae; Streptophyta; Magnoliopsida; Fabales; Fabaceae. The transcript has a single exon. Gene Ontology annotation, molecular function: DNA-binding transcription factor activity; DNA binding. Bases 1 to 390 code for a protein of 129 amino acids.
AUGGAGGAUGCACGUAAGGAUCAAGACAAAGAAGUGAAGUACCGUGGUGUGAGGAGCAGGCCAUGGGGUAAGUUUGGGGCAGAAAUUAGAGACCCAACAAAACCUACGGGAAGACAAUGGUUAGGGACAUUUGAUACCGCAGAAGAAGCUGCUAGAGCUUAUGAUCGUGCAGCUAUUGGUUUGAGGGGUGCUCUUGCAAUCCUUAAUUUUCCCGAUGAAUACUAUUCUCAUCUUCCUCAUGUAUCCUCGUCGUCUUCUACUAAUGUUGUUGGAACUUCUUCUUCUUCUUCUGCUCCCCAGAGGGAAGUUAUUGAGUUUGAGUAUUUGGAUGACAAGGUGUUGGAAGACCUUCUUCAGUCAGAAGAAGAGAGGAGAAAGAAUAAAGACUAA